Amaranthus tricolor (Joseph's coat) is the source of this 709-nucleotide messenger RNA. RefSeq lists its product as uncharacterized. Lineage: Eukaryota; Viridiplantae; Streptophyta; Magnoliopsida; Caryophyllales; Amaranthaceae. The coding region runs from base 208 to 657 and encodes 149 amino acids. The record is from RefSeq and is a predicted model, not a curated record. The transcript is spliced from 2 exons.
ACGUACGAUAAGGUCCGAAAAGAGUGGGUGGAUGCGGGUUUAUACCCCAAUCAAAGUUCAUCCACGCCCUCAUCUACGACUACCUCCGCAUCCGUGAAUUUUGCUGGAGAUCGGGUGCGUGAUUGGUAUUGCGGGCUUCAUUCCCGAGAUGUAAGUGGUAAAUUUACCAUUAAUGAUCCGGGAACGAAGAAGGUUGCUGAUGCUGUGAUGGGCUGGAAGGAAAAAGAAGCUACGGGGGAGUUCACCCCAAAAGGCAAUGUUGACGCAUUGCAUAUGGUCUUAGGGAAAGACCACAGUGGGCGGGUAGUCGGAAAAGGAGGCGUCCGCGUGGGGUUACAGAAGGCAUUCGGCAAAGAGUGUGUUGCUACUCAAUCCCGAACGGCACUGCGGGAAGAAGCAGCAACCCUCCGAGCGGAGAUUACGAAGGACGUUCUCGCGAAGUUGGCCACCGUGUUGCAAAAGAUGGGUGCACCCAUUGUGGACUUGGUAGACCUGAUUGUCGAUGAUCAGGGAAGUCAACAUGGGGAUUCUAACGCUUUGGUCGAGCCAACACCCGAGCCCAGUACCCCCGUAGCACCCCAGCUCUUUACUAAUACCCCCGUUGCUCAAAAUCCGGAGCCAACUCCGGUGCCAGUGCUACAGGUACAUAGUUUUUAAAUAUAAUAGCACUUAUUAAUUUAAAUUGCAACGCGUAAUUAAAAUUUUAUUA